GCGCUGAGCCGGGCGCUGCGGGGCCGCUGAGCGCGGGGAGCAGCGGCCGCGGCGGGGAGGGGGGUGGGGCGGGACGGCGCAGCCUCCGGUGCUGGCGCUGAGGGUCCGGGGCCCGCGCGCUGCCUUCUGCUCCUCUGCAGCCGACCGCAUAUUCCUCUUUUUCUUUUUUUCUUUCUUUCUUUCUUUUUUUUUUUUUAACCCUUACAAUUUUGAACAUUUUGCAAGACUGAGUCGGUGGGAGGCAGGUGAGAGCAUCCUGCCCUGGGCCGGGGGAGCCCGCGGCGCUCCGUGCGCUUUCCCGGGAGCGUCAGCACUGAGAAGCCCGAAAGUUUUUUGUUUUUUGUUAUUUUGAUAUUUGUAUGUUGAUAUAUUUACAAAGACAGGAGUGAUUUUUUCUUCUUCUUCUUCUUCUUCUUCUUCUUCCUUAUCUGCCUUGCUUUGAGAGCGAGUACUUUUUGGUUGGCAAAGGACGGAGGAGGGGAAAAAAAGCUCAUCAACGUUUCGGGACGGCGACCUGGCCUUCUUUUUAAAAAGACAGUUGAGUGCAUCACGAUGGAGAAAAUGUCCCGACAGCUCCCCCUGAACCCCACCUUUAUCCCGCCUCCCUACGGCGUGCUCAGGUCCCUGCUGGAGAACCCGCUGAAGCUCCCCCUUCAUCCCGAAGACGCAUUUAGCAAAGAUAAAGACAAAGGAAAGAAGCUGGAUGAUGAGAGCAACAGCCCGACAGUCCCCCAGUCGGCCUUCUUGGGACCCACCUUAUGGGACAAAACCCUUCCUUAUGACGGAGAUACUUUCCAGUUGGAAUACAUGGACCUGGAGGAAUUUCUGUCAGAGAAUGGCAUCCCCCCCAGCCCGUCGCAGCAUGACCACAGCCCUCACCCUCCUGGGUUGCAACCUGCUUCCUCCACAGCUCCCUCGGUUGUGGACCUCAGCAGCCGGGCCUCUGCACCCCUCCACCCUGGCAUCCCGUCUCCAAACUGUAUGCAGAGCCCCAUCAGACCAGGCCAGCUGUUGCCAGCAAACCGCAAUACACCGAGUCCCAUUGACCCUGACACCAUCCAGGUCCCGGUUGGGUAUGAACCAGAUCCAGCAGACCUUGCCCUCUCCAGCAUCCCAGGGCAGGAAAUGUUUGAUCCUCGCAAACGCAAGUUCUCGGAAGAAGAACUGAAGCCACAGCCCAUGAUUAAGAAAGCUCGCAAAGUCUUCAUUCCCGAUGAUUUGAAGCAGGAUGACAAGUACUGGGCGAGGCGCAGAAAGAACAAUAUGGCGGCCAAGCGCUCCCGUGAUGCCCGGCGGCUGAAGGAGAACCAGAUUGCAAUCCGGGCCUCGUUCCUGGAGAAAGAGAACUCGGCCCUCCGCCAGGAGGUGGCUGACUUAAGGAAGGAGCUGGGCAAAUGCAAGAACAUACUUGCCAAGUACGAGGCCAGGCAUGGGCCCCUGUAGGGUGGCAUUUUUGUGGGCUGGCUUUUGAAUAGAUGGACAGCUUGUUUCCUGUCUGGUAGCACCACACCCAAACCAACCUUUCUGACAUCAGCACUUUACCAGAGGCAUAAACGCAACUGACUCAUUUUGGUGUGCAUCUCUGUAUGUGAGUGUGUUUGUGUGUGUGUGUCUGUACACAUGCUUAUAGUCCCAUGUGUGGUCAGCGGUAUGUAUGUGUGUGUGUGUGUGUGUGUGUGUGUGUGUGUGUGUGUGUAUUCCUUCACACUUGCCAUUUUAAGAUAGUCCUCUUGUUGUCUUUUAGUUCUGAACAAGAAAGGUGCCAUGUUUUUAUUACACUCUGGGGACCCCUGUGGGGUUUCCUCCCCUCCCCUCUCCACUCCUGCCCCUUUCCGCCCCUUGCUUCAUGUCCUAGCCAUCUUACUUUGCCAGGGUCCGCGUGGCUUCAGGAGACAGGUCCCUGGUGAAGUGGUGGAUCUCAGUUAUCAAGAACAUAAGCUCUUGUUUCUGUUUCGAUUGCCGUGCUAAGAAGGUGCAUAGCCUACCCUAGCACCACAGCUGAAUUCCUUCAUAGGUUGCCCCCUCUCUCCUUCCCCCCCUCUCUCGCCGCCCCUUCUCAUUUUCCUUUCAGUUUUGGUGAUAAUUGUCUUCAAAUCUAAAGUGCUGUUUAGAUUUAGUAGAUCCCAUAUUUACUUACUGCUACCUACUAAGUUUCCUUUUAACUCCACCAACCCCAGAUAAGCAAGUACCAUUAUAGAACACAGAGUGUGUUUUGCACUGUCUGUACCUAAAGCAAUAAUCCUAGUGUACGCUAGAGCAUGCUGCCUGAGUAUUAACUAGUGGAUGUAGGAAAUUUUCCCUACCUAGGAAUUUCACUGUCUUUUAAAAAAAAUCAAAAUUAAAGUAAUGCAUUUGCGCAUGACCGGAACAUUCUCAGGACAGGGAAGCAGAGGGUAAUGGGGAGCCUAAGAAUGAGGGAUUAAUUUAUCAGUAUGUAAGCCAAAAAGAAAAAGAAAAAGAAAAAAAAAAAAAAGCAUCUUGGUGAAGGCUUUGCCAUGGGUGUGCUUCUUCGUGCUGUCUCCCUUCCCUACACCCAGCCACGCCCACUUUUCUAGUUAACUUUUUCCAUCUCCCUCUUGAUAUUCAAAAUGGUUCAGUUACUUAAGAUUCAGUUCACCUACUUUUUUUUUUGUAAUAUGUGUUUUGGGGACGACAUUUUGCUGUUUUUAGAAAUCAGUUAAUUAAGUUAAAAGGUUGAUGUUUUGUAAAGCCCUCCCUCCCCCCCCCCCCUUGCCCCUUGUGGUGUCCUUUUCUGAAUGCCUCUCAAAUUUAUGAUUCUGUGUUUCUUAUCCCCUAUUUUGCUUUCGAACGUAUGUGCGCCUAUCAAGUGGACUUCUGAAAAAUGAAUGUAAAAGACACUGGUGUAUCUCGGAAGGGGAUGGUGUUGUCACAAACUGUGGUUUAUCCAAUCAAUUUAAAUGUUUACUAUAGACCAAAAGGAGAGAUUAUUAAAUUGUUUAAUGUUUAUACAGAGUAAUUAUAGGAAGUUCUUUUUUUGUACAGUAUUUUUCAGAUAUAAAUACUGACAAUGUAUUUUGGAAGACAUAUAUUAUAUAUAGAAAAGAGAAAAAAAGGAAAACUAUUCCAUGUUUUAAAAUUAUAUAGCAAAGAUAUAUAUUCACCAAUGCUGUUCGGAGGAGUGCUUGGGGGUUUUUUGAAGUCUUUAAUAUUUUAAACCUAUUACUGACACAUCAGCAUGUUUUCUGCUUAGAAUUAAAAUUUUAUGACAAUAUUGAGGCUUGCUGUGACGAAUCCUGCUCCAGCCCUUUCUUGUUUCUUAUUAGGUCUCGGGAGGAAGUCAGUUAACGUCACCCAAAAGCACAAAAUGGGUUUUAGUCAAAUAUUUAUUGGAUGAUACAGUGUUUUUUAGGAAAAGCAUCUGCCACAUAAAUGUUCGCUUUGGAGUUCUGAGUUGCCGGCAUGGAGUGUUAUUGCCCCAAACGAUUUUGUUCUCUUUCGGCCUGUACAUCUCAUGCAGUGUAAGGUUGACCUCGGUGCUAUGUGUAUGGCUUAUAAUUUGAUAGAUGUUUUGACUUUAAAGAUGGUUCUUUUGUUUCACUGAGUUGUAUAAUGUCGAGAGAGUCUGCUGUUUCUUCAAAGGCACAUUUUGUGCUCGAUUAAAAUCCCCUUUCAUCCAUGGAUGUUUUCCGGUCUCCUGCCUCCACAGUACCUGAAUUCUCUGCGGAUCCGGUGAUACCCUUCUCAUUCCAUCAGCUGCACUACGGUCUAGUGUCACAGUUCUGGAAAAUGAGACCUGUAGGAUUUCUUCCCAGGUGCCUGUUUUGUUUCAAGCCUUAGAUAAUGGCAGGGUAGGAGAGGGUAUGAGACUUGAAAUAAAUUUUCCAAGUAAACUACUAAUAAAAAAAAUGCUUCAACAAUCUUACAUAGAACUGAAUAAGAGAUGACUCAGUAAUAGCCAUGGGAUGACAAAGAGUUGGUCUUUUUGAAGAUAAAAAAGUAGCUGCAGAACUGUUCAAUGACGGUGUUCCCCAGAGCAAAGAUGAGUAUAUGUGACCUUAGGUAGAGAAGUGUUGACGUGUUGCACCGAUGAACCAUCCAGAUUCGUGGAACUAUCAAGUAGUAGUUGUCAGAAAAACAUACCUGGUCUUUUUUGGAAUCGUUUUCCAUCAAAUGAAUACCACACAUGUUUUCUGCAGAAGACAUUAAAAAAAAAUCAUAAUAAAAACUUACAUUCUUUUGUAUUCCGGGAAAGGUUUUAGAAACCUACCUCAUUAAAAACAAAACAAGACAAAACAAAACAACAACAACAAAAUCAACACUUUGGAAUCUCCACAGGUGCCUUAUCCAUGGUUAAUUAUCGACCCCCUCCCCCAGGCUGACUUCUAUUAGUCUGUGGACGUUAAGUAGAUGAGGCCUGAGAAGCUAGGACCCAGGGUCAGGUGACUGCAGCAGACCACAGCCGUUAGGAAGUCCGGUUGUCAACUGUUACCAUUUCAAUGUAGGCAUCUUCCCAUGACUAAUUAUUUGGCCACUAAAAGUGCAUCCAAGCUAUAGCAUGCCCUGUCAUUUAGACACAAUGUGGAAUGAGCAGCAUUGCAACUUUCCGACUAGGUCAUGUCAUCUCGUUUUUCAACAAUAUUUUCAAAGAAAUUAAAAAUAUAAAUGAAUCCGUGUAUCUCUCUGCUGAUGCUACCUUAAGGGGAUGGGAGGGCUAUAAAUGACAAUGUUCAACUCUAGAGGAAGCGGUGCUUUGAGCCAUUCACAAACACAUCAGGCAUGGCCGGGCUAGGCCUUUGUCUCUAAAUAUAACAGGCCCUUAAGGAACCAUCCAUUGAAGCAGAAGGACCCUGCAUUUGAGAAGGGCGUGAUGGGAUUCAGUCACUGGGUGAGUGGAAAGCCAAUAAAAGAACCCAGAGGUUCCUUCUAACCCACUAGCCUCGUGUGGAAAUCUACAUUAAUUCUAAAUGGACCGUUGAAAGGGCUGUAGCCUUGAGUUUGGAAGAGCUGUGCAGAGCUGUAGGCGGCAACUUCCCUCCUGCCCAAAGGUGAAUCAACUGACGUUGUGUACAAUACAAGUUACACUUCGAUCUUUCUAAGGGUUCGUCUGUUUCUGCCCUUAUUGUUUCUUUUAGAAAAACUCAAACUUUGUCAGAGUUAAAUAGCAAGGUGCCCCAGCAGGGUCUGGGCUGUAUGUGGCCUAUCUCCACAGGCCAGGGUUUAACGUUGGGAUUGGUUCCCUAUCGGUGACCGAGGUGGGAUGCCCUCCUGUGGUAGGUACCUUCUGCUCUGGCUCUGACUGUAUUUGCUUCCUGCCGAGGGCUCCUGAAUGCAUUUCUGUGGCGAAGCCAAAUUCAGCUCCAGGGGUUUGGUAAAAUCAGUGUCAUUAACAAAUGAGCGAAACGUGUAGGUCUUGACCGACUGAAUUUUUAGUAACUACAGUCAAUGCGUUUUGCCAAAAUGUGUACAGGGGAAUGUGUGUUUGUGUAUGGAUGUUUAAAUGGAGACAUAAAAUCUGUAAUUGUUUAGCACCUCACGAGACAUGACAAUUAGCUAUUAUCCUUUCGGCAACACCACAAAGAUUGCAUCUGUUAAAUAGGUUCAAGUUAACGGGAGGUGAGUGUAAUUGUAUACCUUGAUACUGGUGGUAUUUAUGCUGUCAAGUCUGAAAUUUUAUUUGUUCUUCUAAAUGUUUAAUAAAUUGAUUUUUUCCUUUU
Meriones unguiculatus (Mongolian gerbil) is the source of this 5675-nucleotide messenger RNA. It is a transcript of the gene Hlf, whose product is annotated as HLF transcription factor, PAR bZIP family member. The record is from RefSeq and is a predicted model, not a curated record. Gene Ontology annotation, molecular function: RNA polymerase II cis-regulatory region sequence-specific DNA binding; DNA-binding transcription factor activity, RNA polymerase II-specific. NCBI's taxonomy places the organism in Eukaryota, Metazoa, Chordata, Mammalia, Rodentia, Muridae. Bases 553 to 1443 code for a protein of 296 amino acids. Gene Ontology annotation, cellular component: nucleus. Gene Ontology annotation, biological process: regulation of transcription by RNA polymerase II. The transcript is spliced from 4 exons.